AUGGCGGACAGCUAUGACCGCCCAUAUUCAUCUGCUGGCACUCCGGGACACAAGCAGUAUACUCCCACUCUCGAAAGAGUAGUUACCCAGAAGCGGUUUGAUCCACAAGAACGACUGGAGGUGAACACGAGAAAGGUGGAGAAGAGAAAAGAAGUUGCCGCCCAAGUUGAAACAAUACGUGAAGAAAUCAGGAGUAGAUCCAUGCCAUUUAGUACAAUGACGCCAACAUUCAUAGAUCCAAGAGAGACGUCAGUGAGAAGGUGCCGGUGUUUUCGACAGCAGCAGCAAAGACUAGAUGAUCUCACACUCGCACCUAGCAGAUCUGCGAAAAGUCCAAUGCUACCUAUCGAAGAAAAUCUAAACAGAAUUGUUAUGCCAAAUCGUCUAAAUCCACAGCUCAAGCUAGAAAUGAAACAGAAAGACGAGUCAGAGAAGCCUAAACCCUCUCUGGCACCUAAAAAACCCCCCCGGCAACGGCGACCUGGCCAAGGGUCCGUUGUGGACACAACACUAGCACACCAGGCUAUUCCUGGGGACACCCAGUCACGAAGGAGCAGUUCCGUUUCGUUAUCAGCUGGGCAUGGGGCGCCAUCAGAAAAGAGAUAUUCCUCACUGCAUUUGAAGACAUCACCAAGAGGAAGUGAUCCACUUCAUGAGUUGUCCCCCAUCGCAGAGACGCCGCAAACUCCCUGGGACCCGUUUUGUGUCUCCAGCCGCGUGUUCGGUUUAGACUCGAACACUUACCGAGAUUUCCUGGGUGACAAAGGUGCCGCUUUGGUGAUGUUCUACAAUCCGACGAAGUCGUCCUGUAUCAAGGGCAAAAAAAUCUUUGUCAAGGCGGCAGAGUCUACCGUCAGAGAAAACGCCGCCUUUGCUGCCGUCAACUGUUCUGUCGAAGAAUCGUUGUGCUUCAAUGAGGGUAUCACCAACCUGCCUACCUACAAACUCUACUCCCAGGGCCAACUGAUCAACAUCGUCAAAGAUACCUUCUUCUUCAAUGACCGUGACAUGAAAAAGUUCGUAGAAAAAGCUCCAGCGCUGGCACAAGAAGGUCUAGUCAAGCCAUCUUGUAAGUACGGUAAGACACUGCUAAAGAAAGCUAUUGAGAAGAUCAAGCGUCAUAAAUAA
Candidula unifasciata is the source of this 1128-nucleotide messenger RNA. Lineage: Eukaryota; Metazoa; Mollusca; Gastropoda; Stylommatophora; Geomitridae. The record is from the annotation of a GenBank genome assembly.